Vollenhovia emeryi is the source of this 3914-nucleotide messenger RNA. Its product is annotated as WD repeat-containing protein CG11141. Lineage: Eukaryota; Metazoa; Arthropoda; Insecta; Hymenoptera; Formicidae. Gene Ontology annotation, molecular function: protein binding. The coding region runs from base 444 to 2663 and encodes 739 amino acids. The transcript has 10 exons. The record is from RefSeq and is a predicted model, not a curated record.
GCGUUAUCGUACGAGGUUUAUCGACUCGCGGGGAGCGUAAAAGAGGAUUGCAGGUGCCGAGCGGCGAAAGCAUAAUAGAAUACUCCGGUCGCAGUUGCGACAGCCACGUAAUUUACGUCAACGUCAUAAUAGAGGCCAGAAAAGGGAGCGAGCGAGCGAGCGAGAGAGAGAGAGAAAGAGAGAGAACGAUACAACUCGGACGCGUUUUCCGCAUUCGCGCUCGCUCGCAGAAAUAUCGACAGGCACAUAUGCAGGCGCCGUGCACCGCCGUGCGCAACGUAACCGCGAACGCCCGUUCGUAAUGAGACUCCCGCACCGCGUCGGAAAGGUGGAAACGUAGCGGGAAACGGGAGGGUAAAAAAAGAAGAAGCAGACGAGAGAGAGACCGGUCUGGACUCUGGUCUUUCGCAUUCCAUCCUCGGCCCGACCGAAGCGGAGCGACAAUGACAACACCCAUGUGCGAGGACGGUGGACCGUUGAGAGAGUGGGCGCCGCUCGCCGUCCUCCUGCAGCAGAUCCCCGCCAAGAUACAAAACGGCAUUUUCACGCAGGACAUCAGCUUCACCUGCAUCGACGCCCUCACCGAGUUCAUCGCCAUCGGCACCAAUCACGGGCUCGUUUACUGGUACAACAGGGAGAAGCAGGAUCUGCAGAGGCUGCAUUGCGAGAACGUCAACUCCAAGAUCACGAGCGUGCAGGUCAUCUCCACGGUCGACUACAUGGUCGCGGCGGGCAGUGAGCAUGGCGUCGUGACGGUGUUUCAAAUUCCCAAGAACCCGCCGGACUCGCUGCCGAACAGCUUGAAGCCGAAGCAGAAGAAACAGGUGGAGAGGUACAGUAUAAGCGGCCUGCAUAAUACCGCAGUGACGGCAGUGGAGUGGUCCAAGAACGGUAUGAAGUUGUUCAGUGGCGACAAAGACGGUUUAGUAGUUUUAACGGAGAUCGUUUUUGAUAUGCAUUUAUCGAAAUCAUCGAAACUGUUGAACGAGAAGUAUUCUGUGGUACAGUUGAGCUACCAGCUGGGCUUGCUGCUGGUUUCCACAACGUUGCGCACAAUUUUAGUCAACAGAAAUGAAAAUGGGAAGGUGACGCAAGUCGGCCAGAAAGAACGUAAAACAUUAGGCAAGCUAGGAGCGGUGUUCGGUUCUCGGCAAAAUUCAGUGCGAGAGCCGGUAGUCUAUGCAAGUAGGCCAGGAUUACGUUUAUGGCAAGCUGAUAAGAUUGGUACUGUACUGAAAACGCUCAUAUUUAAGGAUGCGGUUAGAUCGGGUCAUACGGAGGUGGAGUUGUUAAACCCCGCGCCCGAAGGAUCGAGGAAGAAUCGCGGCGAGCCUUCGUUCGGCAUCGUGUUACCGUUUUGUGAUGAUUUAUUAGUAACGUACUGUGAUGACGUAGUCUACGUAGUAAAUCCAAAUACCAUUGCAAUAACAUCGAUCGUAAACGACUUACGGCGCGUCACCGAUGUGGCCUGCACUAAAGACGAAAUAUUUAUACUGGAGGGAGAGAGAAAUAUUUUGCGAAUUUCCUAUUAUCCGGAAAAUGAUAUUUUUGCAGAAGAAAUGAGGCAGACAUUGGAUCCUUUGAUGUCGUUCGCGGAAUACAGUAAACCUGUUGCCAAUGGUAUACUAGAACUGACAUCGAAAUUAAAGGAAAGUAGUAUAGUGCCAGCUAUUCCCUUUCCCAAAAUCAACCCAACCAACAUUAUUCAGUCUGUAGGCAUCGUAUCGAUUGUUACCGCCGGUACCGACGUCAAUGCGAUUACAAACGCGGAAGAAGCUGUGGAAGUGCCGCCAGUAGUUCCAAUAGACUUGAAUACUACGCUCAUAACUGAUAUCAACAAAAUACCGGAAUACAAUGAUAGUAACAGAGCGAGAAACGCGGAAGACGCGAGGUGCAACGAUCGCCGAGAGAUAUUUCAGAGAAUUGGCCAGCAGGAAUUCGAGGACGUAGUUUUCACGCCUGAGAGGAAGCAAAAGAAAUCUCGGAAUAAAAUAGCGAACGGAAGCGAGAUGCCGGACGGCAACGCCGGUCAUUUGUCGAGCGGUCUAAGCACCGAUCACGUGAACGCCAACAAGACGACGACGACCCAUUCCUCUUUAAUGCAAUUGAGCAUCGACGAUGAUUUUAUAUUGAAGUCAGAUCGUGAUUUAGAAACGAUUCAACGAGACGUGGAGAACAAGGAGAAAUUGUUGGCGGACGUCCUGGAUUUUGAUUUGUCCAAAUACAUGACGAGCAGUCGAAUAGACAGGGAUGAUUCGAGCAUAUCAAAUCGCAUGGACACCAUAACGUGCAUCAAUUGUAACGUACAUUCCAACAGUGUGGCGAACGGAGAGGAACCGAUUGCGAGCGAGGAAAACGAAAAUGUCGAACAGAGCGAUCACACGGGGACCGAAUCGGGGGAGGAAGAUGUUAGUUAUCAUACCGAAUUAAAGCGGUUAGAGGAUCUCGGGGAGUGCAGGAAGACCCUUUUACUAAGUAAACUGGAUGAUACGCCACUAGCCGGUAAUAAUUUCGUCAAUCUUCGACAGGAGCCGCUCACGAAUCGAGACGAGUUAGAACAUCAAUUUAACGCUUUGGCAAAGGAAUGCGCCACAUCCACUGUUCUCGAGGAGGAGGAAGAUUGGGUUUUGGUCAAGGAUGAUAUACCAUCGAUUACGUUUUAAGCAGACGUCGUGCGUAGUAGUUACCUCGCGUCUUGUACAUAUGUUAAUAUAUUAUUAAAUUAUUAGAAAAUUACGAGAUGCACACGAAAGGCUUUGAAAUAACGAGUAGAUUCUUUUAUUACGAAUCUUUCUUAUAUAGGGCAUGUUUCAUUGAUCGUGAAAGGAUUAAACUUCUAUUCUGUUGUCGACAUAUUCAUAAUCAGACGAGAUUAAAAUGUUGUAUAUAUGUGCAAUAUCAGGCAAUGAAAUUAAUUAUUGUUGAAGUCCUGGGGCUCGAUUCUUGAAUUCAUUCGAAGGAGAAAAUUCGGCCCCGACAGAAAAGUUGAAGGUGGAUUGGUUAAAAGCCAUGCGAAUAGCCAGUCAACCUGCAACCUUUCUGCAAGAGCAGAUAUUUCGCAUACGUUUCCCCUUCGAAUGACUUCAAGAAUCGAGCCCCUGAGGUGUGCAAUUACGAUCGUUGUCAUUAGCCAACGAAUUGCAUUUCGCAAAUGUUAUCAAAAUUGGAAUAUAAUACUAGUCACUCCGUUUGGAUUUUAGCAUAAUAAUUAAUGUGUUUUAAUUAUUAAUUAUAUGUUGUAAUUAUUGAUAUAUUUGUGAUUAAUGAAUGUAACCUUUUAUGAAUCGAAUAUUUUGUUAAAUAUAGUUGCAUCAAUUCCGUUAUUUGAUGUAAUAUCUAAAUUCAGUAGAUUGCCUAGAUUUACAAUUCGUUGAUACGUACACUAUGUACUUAUAUUUUACUAUUUUGGAAAAGUUCUGCAUAAUGCAAUUCUCAGGUAUAUAAUAUUUAACACAUUUUGCAUAAUCAAAUAGUAUUUUUACAUGUUUCACGCCUAUAGAGCACACGAAGAUAUACCACUGGUAUGGUAUAUCGCUAUUACCCAACAUUUUAUUAUGAGUUGUUACAAUUUUUGUCUUGUAAUUUUCUAAGUUUUUUUUCAGACAAAUAGUGAUCUUCAUGACACUAGGCUUAAUUUUUUUUUAUCUACUAGUAGCUACUUAUCGCUUGUCUGCCUCUAGUUUGUGGUCCACUUCUGUUUACGGGUGACAGGAAAACAGAAAGAUUAUACGACACGUGAGAACGUAUUGCGUUACGUCGCUCUAAAGUAUAUCACUUUGCCGCGCAUUAAUACGAAUAUGCAAGAUACGAAAAAGUUACAUACAAAUGAUUGUUAACGAGCAGUUAUGUAACUGUAUCAAAUGAUUGAUGCUUUAUCAACUAUGAAAUAAUAAAGUCACAGUCUCGAAGUUGAA